AACAAUGGCGGACUUACGAGUCAGCAUUCGCUUUUCAAAACAUUGACUCUCACCUGGUUUCUGUGUUCGUGACAUAAUGGUCAGAUGAUGUGAAUAUUGAGUCGUUGCAGUUGUUUCCGCUGCCUGUGUUGCGCAUUGGCCGACAUCAUGAGCGAUGUGGUGGAGAGAACCUUGACUGCUCUCCCGAGCCUGCUGUCUCUGGACUCCCAGACUGGAUCAGCCAAACUGUCCUCCACCUCCAAAUUGGGGAGUUUAAUCCGAGGAAUCACUGAGCUGACGUCCAAACAUGAAGAAGAGAAAUUGAUUCAACAGGAACUGUCAUCUCUCAAAGAUCAAGUAUCGUCACCCUAUACCUCUAUGAGGCAGAUGAAGGAGCUCAUGGUGAGAGCAAUCUAUUGUGAAAUGCUGGGUUAUGAAGCUUCCUUCUGCUACAUUCAUGCCAUCAAACUGGCUCAACAAGGCACUGGUUUGGAGAAAAGAGUUGGUUAUCUGUGUGUGUCAUUGUUCUUGAAUGAAAGUCAUGAGUUACUUCUUCUGCUUGUGAAUACAGUUUUAAAGGAUCUACAGAGCACGAAUCUUCUGGAGGUGUGCAUGGCUUUGACUGUUGUAAGCCAAAUGUUUCCCAAAGACAUGAUCCCUGCGAUUCUGCCGCUGGUUGAAGAAAAACUUACUCACCCAAAAGAAAUCAUUAGACGGAAAGCUGUGCUGGCUCUUUACAAAUUCUACCUAAUGGCACCCAAUCAAGUUCAACACAUCCACAACAAGUUUCGGAAAGCCUUGUGCGACAAGGAUCCUGGUGUGAUGACGGCAUCGCUGCACAUCUACCUUCAAAUGAUUACGGAGAAUCCAGAAGGUUAUAAAGACUUGGCAGCAAGUUUCGUCACGAUACUGAAGCAGGUAGUGGCUGGGAAACUUCCAAUGGACUACAACUAUCACAGUGUUCCUGCUCCUUGGCUUCAAAUCCAGCUACUUAGGAUACUGUCUCUACUUGGGAAACAUGACCAGAGCACCAGUGAGAUCAUGUAUGAUGUCCUGGAUGAGUCAUUAAGAAGAGCAGAGUUGAACCAUAAUAUCACAUAUGCAAUAUUAUAUGAGUGCGUGAAAUGCAUUUACACCAUCCAUCCCAAAUCCGAACUCUUGGAAAAGGCUGCGAAGUGCAUCGGGAAUUUUGUCCUCUCACCAAAGAUAAACCUCAAAUAUUUAGGUUUAAGGGCACUCACCUAUGUCGUCCAGCAGGAUCCGAAACUGGCCCUGCAGCAUCAGAUGACCAUCAUAGAGUGUCUGGAUCAUUCUGAUCUCAUCAUCAAGCGUGAGACUGUGGAGUUACUCUUCCGGAUCACGAAUGCCCAAAAUGUCACGGUUAUAGUGGAAAAGAUGAUUGAGUUUCUCCGUAUCAGUGAAGACGACUACACAACUACUAACCUGGUGGGGAAGGUUGCUGAGCUGGCAGAGAAAUAUGCACCAAACAACAAGUGGUUCAUCGACAUCAUGAACACAGUGUUUUCACUGGGUGGUGACACAAUGCAGCCUGAUAUUCCCAACAGCUUCCUUAAACUGAUGAGUGAGGGAUUUGACAACGAAGAGGAGAACAGGGAGUUGAGGGAGUUUGCUGUGGAUUCAUAUAUUAAUCUGCUACAGAGUGACUUCAAUAAACUGCCCCAGCGUUUCCUCCAGGUCAUCAGUUGGGUUCUUGGUGAAUAUUCCCAUCUAAAGGACGGUCUUGACUCUGCCACAGUCAUCUCACUUCUGGCAAAACUUUUGGACAUGAAACACAGCAGCAGUGAAACAAAGAGCUGGGUGCUGAUGUCCAUGACCAAGCUGUGCCAGGGCAGCGCAGGGGCUCCUCUGCUCCAGGGUUUUUUUGAAUCAUACUGCAGCUCCAUGGACACUGUGUUGAGGCAGCGUGCUGAAGAGCUCCAGCACCUCAGCCUUGAUACCGAACUGCGAGCCCAAGUGCUGACUAGGCAUGACGCGAUGCAACCUCUGGAGGUCGAUUCUUCACUCUCCUUUUUGGACGGAUUUGUGUCGGAGGCGUUGGCUGCUGGCGCAGCGCCUUACAAGCCUCCACAUCAACGGCAAGAGGAACUGGAGCAAAACAGAGCUUUGAGCCUGCAGCCCUACAUCAGUGUGUCUGGCUGCGCAGCAGCAGACAGACAGUCGCCCACACUGCUGUCGUUGAGCUCUGGUCUGUCAGGGGACAGCGUUGACCCCUCACACAAAGGAAGCUCCACCACUUUGAAACUAGAUGGAGUGAAAAGAUUAUGGGGGAGAGAGGGUUAUCUGGUCCAGAAGGGACCUGCGGAAGAGACAGCCCAGGUUGAAGUGCCCAGUCCAGUCCGGGCCCCGAGCCAACAGGCGGAAGCUGAAGCCACCAGUCAUCCAUCUGUAGAACAAGACAAGCUGCAACUGGCCUCCUCUCUCUUCCAGGGCCUGGGCUCACAAAGUUCUCUGUGUUUGAUGGAGAAGUCCGACCCAGCAGUUCAACGCUCCAGACGAAAAAACAAAUCCCACUCCUCCUUCGCUGAAGUUAAGGAAACAAUGUCAAACACUACACUCCCUGCUUCUGCUAGUGCUGAUAACUUGCUGUCUCACGAUCUCCUCAACUCCAACCACCAAUCACCCACAUUAGCUCAGACAUCUGAACUCCCUCAGGAGUCAAGGACCUCCAAUGGCACCUUAAGCACAGACGACACAGACAUCACAAGGGACGCCAUAACAGCAGCCUCUGACCCAAUUCAAAACAAAGAGCACAAUAGUGCCGGACACUUGAGUCUUUUAUCUCAACUUCCGGCUGACUGCACUGGAGAUCCUCGCUCUGACAUCACUCCUCUGUGCUCCAACCAAAGUCUGGAACUUUCUGCCUGUCAUGUACAGAAGGAGGACUUGUUAGUGUUUGUUGUUUUUGUCACCAACUUAUUGGACUCCAACAUUCAACACGUGCAGCUACAGUUUGACUCAGAUGAUCUGCAGGGGACUUGUCUGUCUGAGAAUCCCAUCGUUGAGGUGAGAAGACGCAGCGUUGAAGUGUGCCAGUAUUCACUCACAGUCACAAGACCUGCAGUUCACCUUCCAGUAGUCGGAUUAGUGUCCUUUCAAACACCCGAUGGCGCUCUUCAGACAAUGAACUUCUCCUAUCAACUUCCUCUCACCUGCUUCAUCAGACCCUUGCUGGUCUCCACUGAGGAGUAUGGGCAAAUGUGGCUGGACUUCUCUAAUGACACAAAACAAAACCUGACCCUGGUCAGUGAUCAGGAGCCACUCAGAGCCACGCUGGAUGUGCUGAAGGAGAAGCUUCACCUCCAUGUUGUGGAGAUCAUAGGGACAGAGGGAAUCGUGGCGUGCCGGGUGCUGAAUGAUAAGCCCUGUUUGCUGCACUGUCGAGUUCAUGCCGGCUCCCUGGCCGUGUGGCUGCGGUCACCAGUAUCAGACUUGCCCGACUGCCUGCUUUACCACUGUCAGAGGGCUGUGCAGGAGCAGUGACACCACUGAGCUGCAGACGCAAUAAAGCAACAGCACACAGAGAAGGAGGAAGAACAAGUAAUGGCUAUCUUAGCUUCCUUAUGUUUACAUUGUAUCCAUCCUAUUCACAAUAGGUCAUGUAUUACAUCGCCAGUGUCUGACAACCCAAGUCUUUAUAGAAUGCAGUAUUUAAAGUGAGUGUUCUCAUAUUCUCAGGCUUAACUACUCAACUGGUUUGUUUUCACAAUUGUACUGAUGUCGUAACACUCAUAAAAGGGCUCCAGAGAAAUUGAAAUGCUCACAACUAUUUGUUUUUGUGCUCAGCCUUAUUCUUAUUGAGGAUCUUGCAUGUUUUAACAAGUUUUCUUCCCUGUCACUUUGACAGCCUCCAUCUUCGUUUAAAAGUUUUUGGGUCAAAAUGAAACCUAACUGUCGCGUGUUCUAUCCAAAAGAGCCUGCCCAGACACGCGUCGGGCAGUUGGCCUUCAUUCAGGAUCAAACAUUGUCAGUCUAGCUGUUUUUUAAUGUCGACUUCACAUUAUUGAACAUAAAACUUUAUGCGACAAAAUAUCACAAAUAUGUGAAUCAAAUUUAAAAAUGUAUAGUCAUUGAAUAUACAAUUAUGAACUUUGUUAAAAUGUCACAAAUUACUAUUUUGAAGUACAAUUAAUAUUUUUUACAUUUUGAUUCUGCUGAAACUUCCUCAUGUGUGUUUGUGUGUCUGUGUGCGUCCAUGGCAACACGAACAUGCACUAUCAUUGCUAGUCGAUAGUAUUGGCUAUAUUUUUAUAUCAAUGCAAGCCUAUUUAUUCGUAUUUUCUUUUUCCUGAAGAUUUAUUUUCAAUGUCAUUGACAGGGAAAGGGAAAUGGAUUGUCUAAUGAUGCCAUGGCAUAAUUGUUUUUAAAAUGUUGCAUGUCUUUAUUUGAUGUAGAGCUGAAAACCUAAUGCCUUAUUUUUAUGCUGAGAUAUUGUGCCUGUGGUACAAAAACAAAAUCACUGUCUCUGCAAUGCGUUGAACUCAAUAAAUCUAAUAUUUGG
This is a messenger RNA of Synchiropus splendidus (mandarinfish), 4498 nucleotides long. RefSeq names its product adaptor related protein complex 4 subunit epsilon 1 (gene ap4e1). Gene Ontology annotation, molecular function: cargo adaptor activity. NCBI's taxonomy places the organism in Eukaryota, Metazoa, Chordata, Actinopteri, Syngnathiformes, Callionymidae. Gene Ontology annotation, cellular component: AP-4 adaptor complex; membrane coat. The transcript is spliced from 21 exons. Gene Ontology annotation, biological process: intracellular protein transport; receptor-mediated endocytosis. The record is from RefSeq and is a predicted model, not a curated record. The coding region runs from base 148 to 3480 and encodes 1110 amino acids.